Molecule: messenger RNA, 1412 nt
Organism: Pectinophora gossypiella (pink bollworm)
Lineage: Eukaryota; Metazoa; Arthropoda; Insecta; Lepidoptera; Gelechiidae
Product: putative inorganic phosphate cotransporter
Exons: 10
Coding region: 58-1404 (448 amino acids)
Biological process (GO): monoatomic anion transport; transmembrane transport
Cellular component (GO): plasma membrane
Molecular function (GO): transmembrane transporter activity
Source: RefSeq, a predicted model, not a curated record
UGAAUUUAUUUAUUAUAUAUUCCCAACAUUAAUUUGUUUCGGACGAAAAAUAUUAAAAUGUCUGCACAAGAAAUAACGGACUUCAAAAAACCAAGUUCCACGUUCGGAGUUCGUCACUUCCAAGCACUUCUUCUAUUCCUUGGCAUGAUCUUCAUCUUCCUCAUGAAGGUUGAUAUGAACAUCGCCAUCGUAGCCAUGACUGACUCUACCCAGAAUAACACAUUUGACUGGAGUCAUCAAAGGCAGAGCGUGAUCCUGUCUUCUUAUAAGUGGGGUUAUUUGGUGACCAAGAUCCCUGGUGGAGAGCUUUCCGCCCGGUUUGGUGGGAAGGUCGUUAUGGUUGCAUGUGGUGCCGUCAACUGUUUCACCAGCAUGCUUCUGCCAAUAGCCGGCGUUUAUGGUGGUUGGCAGGCUGUCUGUGCAUGCAGACUGAUCCAAGGACUGGCCCAAGGGUUGCUGCUGCCCACCAUACACACGCUGACGGGGAAGUGGGCCCCACCAGAUGAAAGAAGCCGGAUCAGCACUGCCAUGUAUGCUGGUGGACAGCUUGGCACUGCCCUGGAAUACCUAAUGGCAGGCUUUGUAGCAUCGUACUGGGGUUGGCAAGGAAUCUUCUACGUGAAUGGAUUGAUCUUAGCAAUCUGGACGGCAAUUUACAUCGUCAUGGGAUCUGCUUCGCCGCUGAACUCUAAAAGUAUAAGCGCAGAGGAGCGAAUAUACAUCGAACGGUCUUUGGGACAAGAUGACACAACCAAGGAACUGAAGACUCCAUGGCUAGCGAUGUUGACAUCAAUUCCAUUCCUGAUCCUGAUAGUGACACACGUUGGUAACAGUUGGGGCUAUUGGACCCUGCUGACGGAGCUACCAACUUACCUGACCAAGGUUUUAGGUUUCAAUAUUAAAGCGAACGGUAUAAUAUCAGCUCUUCCCUAUUUAGCUGCCUUCAUCAUGUGUUUCGUAUUUGGCUUCGUCUCAGAUUAUACGCUAGGAAAAAAAUAUAUAAGUGUCAAUGCGUGUCGCAAAAUUAAUAAUAGCAUAGGUUCUUUUGGACCGGCGCUGUUUCUAAUAUGGUUGUCAUAUGUGACGAGCGAAAUCACUCUAGCCGUCAUGCUGCUUAUUGUAUGCAUUGGGUUAAGUUCAGGAGUCUACGCCGGAUUCAACAUCGUACAUCUGGACAUGGCUCCGAACCAUGCUGGAACUAUGAUCGGUAUCAGUGGCUUCGUCUCCAACGUCGUGUCCACCUUCGCUCCUAUCGCUGCUGGCUUUAUGAUCAAAGAUGAAACUUUAUCUAGUGAAUGGCGGAAAGUAUUCUUCUUGGUUGCAGGGAUCCUAAUAGCCACUAAUUUCUUGUUCCUCGCCUGUGGAUCCACCAGGAAACAGAAAUGGAAUGAUUUGUCCAAAUAAUCUGACUC